CCCGGUUCAGCUCGGCUCGGCCCGGUUCAGCUCCGCUCGGCUCGGCCCGGCCAUGGUGGAGCGCUCGGACGAGGCGCCGCUGCUGUUCUGGGCCGAGGGCCCCGCCGUGUCGGCGCCGCCGCCCGCGGCCGAGCCGGGCGGCAGCGGCAGCGGCGGGCGGCGGCUCGGCGGCGGCUGGAGCGCGGCUCCGUGGGACGGCGAGGGGCCGGCGGAGGCGGCGGGGCCGCCGCGGGCCGAGGCGGAGGAGGACCAGAUCGUGGCCGUCUUCGUGGUCACCUUCGACCCCCGCACGGGCAACAUGGUGGAAUGGUGUUUACCUCAAGAUAUAGAUUUGGAAGGUGUGGAAUUCAAAUCCAUGGCAAGUGGGUCCCACAAAAUCCAGUCAGAUUUCAUUUAUUUCCGGAAAGGGCUCUGUUUUGGCCUGGCCUGCUUUGCCAACAUGCCUGUGGAGAGCGAGUUAGAGCGUGGUGCCCGCAUGAAGUCCGUGGGCAUCCUCUCCCCUUCCUACACACUGCUGUAUAGGUACAUGCACUUCCUGGAGAACCAGGUCAGACACCAGCUGGAGAUGCCAGGGCACUACUCCCAUCUAGAGGCAUUCUAUGAUGACAAGAAAGGAGUUCUCCCUGAUAGCAAGGGCACCCCCAGCUCUCAGCAACCUGUCCACUGGCUGCCUUCCAUCCACAGAUACAUGUACCCAGAGAUGAAGAUCACACACCCUGCUGGCUGUAUGUCUCAGUUCAUCAAAUUCUUCGGUGAGCAGAUCCUCGUCCUCUGGAAGUUUGCCCUGCUGCGCAAGCGCAUACUGAUAUUUUCACCACCCCCAGUUGGAGUUGUCUGCUAUAGAGUGUAUUGCUGCUGUUGCCUUGCAAAUGUUUCUCUGCCUGGUCUUGGAGGAACUGUCCCAGAGUCCAAACCAUUCUUCUAUGUGAAUGUGGCAGACAUAGAAAUGCUGGAGACAGAAGUAUCAUAUGUGGCCUGUACAACAGAAAAGAUCUUUGAGCAGAAGCGGGAUCUCUAUGAUGUCUAUGUGGACAACCAGAAUGUGAAGACGCAUCACGAACAUCUGCAACCACUCCUGAAAAUUAACAAUGCUGACAAGGAGAAGUACCGACGGCUCAAUGACCAAAGGCAGAUGUUAAUGUAUUCUCAAGAAGUGGGUGAAGAUUGCAGCUCCUGUGAAGAGGACCUUUUCAUCUUGUUUUUCAUGGAGCAGAACAACCGCAUAUUCCAGACGCUGAUGGAGGUGUCAGCCAGCCAGGACAAGACACUGACAGCCGACCACGCACGAGGCAUGGGCCUGGAUCCCCAAGGGGAUCGAAGUUUCCUUAUGGACCUCCUGGAAGUGUAUGGCAUUGAUGUUAUGCUAGUCAUUGACAACCCCUGCUGCACUUAAACCAAGGGCAAGAGAGAUGGGGAGCAAAGAUCACUUUUUAAAGACUACCAGACAUUGCUUAGGAGGAUCACUGGAACUCACCACAGCCACAGUUAUUUAAUAACUUUAUAUGGAGAGUAUUUAUAAUUUUAAAACAAAAUGUGAUUUUAUUUUCUCACACUCCACUUCCCAGUGAGUACCUGCUCUAGGGUUCCUUUUGGUUUUGUCUCCCAUUCCCUUUCGUGUUUUUCGUUUUGUCUAGCUAGGACCAGUGGCACCUUUGCACCAAACCUCACUGUUGCCAGUGAUAGCUAGGUUUUGGCCUAGCCUGGAUACCUGAAGGCUGAUGACUUCAGGAAAGCACUUUGUCUGAUGACAACCAAUGUGAAAUGCUAUAACUGAGCUUUCAGACUUGGCUGGAAAAUCCUCCUAACAACUCCCCCUUCCACUUGGGGACUGAAGAGGGCUUCAGCACAGCCCAGUCUCAUAAAUAGCUCCUACCAAGUUUAUUGGUGGGGACAGUUCAACCAGCGAUAAGAACCAGGACUCCUUUAAACACUCCUCACCCAUCUUGAAGGUGAAUUGGAGUAAAGCCACCCUUCCUUGUAAAUGGCAGAAGCAAGUUUGGGAUCGGGGACGCUACAGGAUCUUAUGACUUUGCUUACUGGAGCAGCACGGUUUCACUUCCAGCACCUGAGAUGGUCUAAACUGGAGAGACUGC
Molecule: messenger RNA, 2093 nt
Organism: Poecile atricapillus (Black-capped chickadee)
Lineage: Eukaryota; Metazoa; Chordata; Aves; Passeriformes; Paridae
Product: DENN domain-containing protein 11-like
Exons: 9
Coding region: 53-1393 (446 amino acids)
Cellular component (GO): cytoplasm
Source: RefSeq, a predicted model, not a curated record